Messenger RNA from Drosophila subobscura, 2549 nucleotides. RefSeq names its product endothelin-converting enzyme homolog. Gene Ontology annotation, molecular function: metalloendopeptidase activity. The record is from RefSeq and is a predicted model, not a curated record. Gene Ontology annotation, biological process: protein processing. NCBI's taxonomy places the organism in Eukaryota, Metazoa, Arthropoda, Insecta, Diptera, Drosophilidae. Gene Ontology annotation, cellular component: plasma membrane.
CUCUGCUCGGCAUAGAAGAAAACACAUUUCCUGGAUAAAUUGUAAAUAAUUUCCAAUCGCCUAAGUAAUCUUAUUCUGAACUAUAUACAUAUGCACCCGAACUAUUUGAGGAAGUGUCGUAAACAUGUUUGUAUAUAUGUAAAUAUAUGGAACCCGAUGCAUGCAUCAACCUUUAAAAUCCCGUACAUUGCAAAAGCUAUACAAAUUUAUUUAUAUGCAUACCAAUGCAUAGGAGGAAAUAAAAUACGAAGCGAUACAUUUUUUUGCCGCAAAUCUAAACCAUGACAGCUGAUUCUAGCGCACGUAAUGUAUUUCGAAAGAAUGGUGUUGCCAGCUUGGGGAGUACUCACGGUCGAAAUCUUAUUACAACGGCAAAUCCAUCCGGUGGAAGUAGCGCAUCCCUACUCCAAAAACAAUUAUCUUUUAAAACACCCGUUGGUUCGAAACAAGUCUGCAAAUCCGAUGAAAUUGAAAUAGUUGAUAGCUCCAACAUCGAAAACUUUAAUGCGGGAUAUAAUAAGAACAGCAUUAUUGGAUGGAUAUGCUGUGCUCCAUGUAUAUGGUUUCGAACCUCUGCGGCUGUUCAUAAAAUGGCCAUAACAUCUGCAACCUUAUUAGUGACUACUUUGCUUGUAGCGUCACCCAUAUUAUUUUUGAUCAGUACGGCACCGUCCCCCUUACCCCGAGACUGCUAUAUGGAAGGCGACCGUUGCUCAUCACCCGUCUCAGCACCACCCGAAUGCAUGGAUGUAAUUUGUGAAUCAGUAGCUUCCAGUAUUCAAGCCAGACUUAAUUGGAACAAGGACCCUUGCACAGAAUUUAAGAAGUUUAGUUGCUGGCGGAAUACUCGAAACAAAAAUAUAACAAACCUUAUUGAAAUGGGAAACUCUCAAAAAAGUGUUGAUACUCAAAUGCUGUUUUUAUUUCAGAAUAAAUCGAUGGACGGCAGUUUUAAGAUAUUACAUAAUUUAUUUGAGAGCUGUUUACAACAGACCACCAACUCAACAGUAAUGCAUCGCGUAUUUGAUACUUUGGGCGGAUAUCAACCAGUUGGCUCAACAGGUCCUACAAGUAUUGCACCUUUGAUAGCUAACAUUUAUGAACUCGGUCCAAGCCCAUUAGUUGAUUUAUAUUAUGAUCUAAGCUAUGGAAGAAGACCUCAUAUUCUUCUUAUAAUCAGCGGUCCAAGCACAUCGUCAACUAUCCUAGAGCACAAAAUUCGUUGGAUCAGCCCAAAAGCACCCCCAAGCCGUAUUCGCCAAGGACUCCCAAAACUUUUAUCCGAUUUGAUUGACAAUUUUCUCCCACAUUUUGUAUCUUAUGAUCAAAGAAUAUCAGAAAAAGAAACAAUUUUUGAAUUUGUGAAGGAUCUUAACAAGAUGCAAGUUGAAUAUUCUCGACGAGGAUUUUGGGAUAGUUCUGUGCUGUAUAAUAUAUCCAUCCUGCAGGAUAUGUAUCCAGUUCUAAAUUGGACACUAUUAAUUCCACAAAACUGGAGUGGACCCAUAGUUGUCAGAAAUGGUGAUUAUCUCAAAGCUUUACAACACUUUCUUACAAAAUAUCCGACCAGAGUAGCACAUAAUUCAUUGCUUUUGCUAAGUGCGAUAGAAAUAUUGCCAAGGGAUUACCCAAGUCCUGAAGUGUGUACUCGGUCCACCAUGUGGGCUUUACCUGAAUUAGCAUCAGCUUUAUACAUAGCGCAACAUUCGUCUGACGAUUUAAAGGACACUACAAAACGGGCGGAAAUAAUAUUUAAAUCAUUGAAAGCCCAUUUAAAAAGAGCGCCUUCUUUAAAAGGAGCUGCUCUUGUAAAGUUAUCCGCGUUAAAAAUACAAUCACAGACGUGGGAAGGAUUUUCAAAUGUUACCGACUUAGUAAAGUCGUUAGAAAGCUUGAAUAUAAAUUCCGAAUGUUGGUUUCAAAAUAUUUUAGAGAUUUAUAAAAAAAACAAACUAGUUCCCAAUGAAAUUAAUAUGCGUACAGGAUCACAUGAUGCAUGGGCAUAUCCUAUUGUAUCAACUAUAUUUUACGAUACACUAAGCCAUUCAAUCGUGGUUCCCCUUUCAGUCAUCCUCAUACCGUAUUUUAAUGCAGCGCUGCCGCCCUAUCUUCAUUAUGCAUCUGUUGGCGUUUCCAUAGCCAAGGAAAUUUUGCGCUCUAUAACAAAAUCAUUUGAUGAAAAGGCAAUGCGUUGCGUUCCACAUUCUGUAAAUAUUUUUUCGAAUUAUAGUCGAAUGGACAUUUUGAUACAUUCAGGAGGAAUGCAGAUAUCAUACCACUCAAUGCUUUCAUUGACUGGUCCUAUCAAAGGAAUGGCGCGACUACCUGGUCUAAGCUUGACCCCAACACAAAUCUUCUUUUUAGUUUCCGGUCAGGAACUAUGUGCUGAAUCUAAUUACUUGGGAAUCGAUAUAAACGCUCCAGAGUUCGAUAAUAUAUUGGGAUGGCUCGUAGCUCAAGGGGGAAGUGCGACUGAAGUUUUCAAGUGCCCAUCUGGAUCAAUGAUUAAUAUCAAAACAUGCAAUGUGCUUUAAAUAUAAUUUGAGUAC